Messenger RNA from Quercus robur (English oak), 1196 nucleotides. Its product is annotated as protein DEHYDRATION-INDUCED 19 homolog 3-like. The record is from RefSeq and is a predicted model, not a curated record. NCBI's taxonomy places the organism in Eukaryota, Viridiplantae, Streptophyta, Magnoliopsida, Fagales, Fagaceae. The coding region runs from base 294 to 956 and encodes 220 amino acids. The transcript has 5 exons.
CCAUUUCUCUUUCGGUGAAAUUUCCUUCAUACUCAUCUCUCUCUUUCUCACACACACACAUACACACACACACUCUCUCUCUCUCUCUCUCUCUGAGCUCGAACCCUACCCAGUGUCUUUUCUCGCACAACUCUUAAUCUCAAUCGAAUUGGGUGUGAAUCAAAAAGCAGAGACAGAGAGAGAGGAUAUUAUAGCUGCAGAGCUCAGAUAGUUGAGGACCUGUGGUGUGUGAAGCGGUGCGUUUUUUGGGGUGGGACUUUUUUGAGAGAGACAAAGGAGAAAGAGGUUGAGCUAUGGAUGGUGAUUCGUGGAGCGCUCGGCUUUCUUCGGCUUCGAAGAGGUACCAGUCGGCUCUGCAAUCGCGAUCAGAUAUGUUCAUGGGAUUUGAAGAAAUUGAUGGUGAUGACGAUAUAAGGGAGGAGUUUCCAUGCCCUUUCUGUUCAGAGUAUUUCGAUAUUGUUGGACUGUGCUGCCACAUUGAUGAAGAGCAUCCUGUAGAGGCAAAGAAUGGGGUAUGUCCAGUUUGUGCAAUGAGGGUGGGGGUUGAUAUGGUUGCGCACAUUACCCUACAACAUGGAAACAUAUUUAAGAUGCAACGCAAGAGAAAAACACGUAAAAGUGGAGCACAUUCUACACUAUCUUUAUUGAGGAAAGAGCUGCGAGAAGGAAACUUUCAGUCCCUUUUUGGGGGGUCUUCCUGUAUAGUCUCUUCAUCCAAUGCAGCACCAGAUCCAUUGUUGUCAUCAUUUAUUUUGCCUAUGGCUGAUGAUUUUGUAAGUGCUCAACCUCAGUUUUCACCUGAAACAAGCUCAGUCAAGAAAAAAACAGAGCAGAAAGUGUCAGAGCGAAAUGUUCAGUCAUCUCCCUUUUCUAUCAAGGAUCAGGAAGAGAAGGCAAAAAGAUGUGAGUUUGUUCAUGGGCUGUUGUUGUCCACCAUUCUUGAUGACAAUUUAUGAAGAAAGUUCAUAAUGGCUGCUUAGUGGUAUUCAAAGUUACAACCAACAGCUCUGCAUCAACAUAUGGUUUGUUUGUAGUGAAUAUGCCAAUGUAUUAAAACCCAGAGUGUGGAAUAAGGUGUAGGAAUGAGUGUAAUUUAUGUUGCAUGUGAACUUUAGUUGCUAGGCCUGAAAUAUACUUUUAUAUCACCUUUCAAAUUCUGGUCAUAAAUUGAAAAAGAAAAAGUUGAGUUCUUCCUA